Molecule: messenger RNA, 1038 nt
Organism: Pyrus x bretschneideri (Chinese white pear)
Lineage: Eukaryota; Viridiplantae; Streptophyta; Magnoliopsida; Rosales; Rosaceae
Product: transcription factor bHLH75-like
Exons: 6
Coding region: 165-881 (238 amino acids)
Biological process (GO): regulation of DNA-templated transcription
Cellular component (GO): nucleus
Molecular function (GO): protein dimerization activity; DNA-binding transcription factor activity
Source: RefSeq, a predicted model, not a curated record
GGAUAUAGAAGUUGGGAUACAAAGUCAACUUAUAACUGAAAUGAAAAUCUGUAGUAUAGCUAAUUUGCUUUUGGACUGAAGUUUCUAUAAACUCGAUUGGUCUGUCUCUAAAGGCAUGCAAAACCGCAAUUUUCUGUGUAGACAAACGAUUCGAAGUUUGGAAGAUGGAACUCAUAGACAAUCUCUGUGAUUUGGAGACUAGUCUUGGCACCAAUAUUCAUCAUGAAAUCAUGGCUCUCUCGGGCAAUGACACCUCCCUUACUACCGAUGAUUAUCAUCAGCCACAACCUGAUGAUCAUCAGCUCCCUAUCAACUUCACUCAACACAUUCAAAGCUUUUCUCAAAUUUCUGAUGAUCCAAAUCAUGACGACGUCUUAGGUGCUCGUUCCACAGCUCAUCUCAUGAAUGGAGAUUUUCGCCAAGAAACCGGAAAAGGAAAGUCGUUAGGAGGAAGAAAGAGAAAGAAUAGUGAAAAGGAUGGAGAGAAACUAAAAGAAGUAAUUCAUGUGAGAGCUAAGAGAGGCCAAGCUACUGAUAGCCACAGUUUGGCAGAAAGGCUAAGAAGAGAGAAAAUAAACGAGAGGCUGAGAUGCCUGCAAAAUCUGGUUCCAGGCUGCUACAAGACAAUGGGAAUGGCAGUAAUGCUGGAUGUGGUUUGCAGUUACGUUCAGUCACUGCAGAACCAAAUUGAGUUUCUGUCAAUGAAACUUUCUGCAGCAAGUGCGUAUUAUGAUUUCAAUACACCAGGUGUGGAUGCUGUGGACGCAAUGCAACAGCAGCAGGGCACAAGUACUGCAUAUCCGGAGGUACAAGAGAUGGUAGUAAGAUCAGAAGGGUAUGGAGGACUUCCUCACUACAACAACGCAACAUGGCCUAUUUGAGAAGUGAGAGUACGCUCAAUCUUCUUCAGAUCCCAUGCUCCUAAGCCCUACAUGUACAUGUGGAGACAAUGAAGCACAAGACGACGAUCAAUGCCAUCUUCUCUAGCUUCCAUGGAUCCCAUAAUAUAUACAAUAAAAUAUUCUUUUUUCAUGCUUA